UCAGUCUCGGCGAGUUCCCGAAAACCUGGAAGUUGUGAAGAAAGUCAGCGGGAAGACACAGCGCACUCACUGGCCUGUUUUCUCUCACAUUCAGCCACAGUCCCGACCAGAAGAUAUAGAGAAGUGACGGGAAGAGCCGUGGAAGAUGCCGGCCACAGAGAAGGACCUGGCUGAGGACGCUCCGUGGAAGAAGAUCCAGCAGAACACCUUCACCCGCUGGAUCAACGAGCACCUGAAGUGCGUCAACAAGCGGAUCGUGGACCUGCAGCUGGAUCUGGGCGAUGGCCUGAGGCUCAUCGCCCUGCUGGAGGUCCUCAGCCACAAGGCCAUGUACAGAAAGUACCACUCGAGGCCCACCUUCAGGCAGAUGAAGCUGGAGAACGUGUCGGUGGCUCUGGAGUUCCUGGACAAGGAGAGCAUUAAGCUGGUCUCCAUCGACUCUAAAGCCAUUGUAGACGGGAACCUGAAGCUGAUCCUGGGUCUGAUCUGGACUCUGAUCCUGCACUACUCCAUCUCCAUGCCCAUGUGGGAGGGCGAGAGCGAAGAGUCAGAGUCAAAGACACCGAAGCAGCGUCUGCUGGGCUGGAUUCAACACAAAGUCCCUGAUCUGCCCAUUACCAACUUCAGCCAGGACUGGAGUAACGGCAGAGCACUGGGAGCACUGGUGGACAGCUGUGCUCCAGGCCUGUGUCCAGACUGGGAGACCUGGGAUCCAGUGAAACCAGUAGAAAACGCCACUGAAGCCAUGCAGCUGGCUGAUGAUUGGCUGGGCAUCCCACAGGUGAUCGCUCCAGAGGAGAUUAUCAACCCCCAAGUGGAUGAACAGUCGGUGAUGACCUACCUGUCCCAGUUCCCCAAAGCCAAGCUGAAGCCUGGAGCUCCUCUCAAACCCAAACUGAACCCCAAGAAGGCUCGAGCAUACGGACCUGGGAUCGAGCCCACGGGGAACAGGGUGCUGCGUCCCGCUGUGUUCACCGUGGACACGUUCAGCGCAGGACAGGGAACCGUCACCGUCUACCUGGACCAUCCGGACGGCACCAGAGAGGAGCUGAAAGCAGAGCUAAAUGAGAGCAAGAAGACGUACAACGUCACCUACACUCCUCAAGUCAUGGGACCUCACAAGGUGACCGUGCUGUUUGCAGGCCAGCAGAUUCCCAAAAGUCCAUUUGAGGUGGACGUGGACAAGGCGCUAGGUGACGCUUCCAAAGUCACAGUGAAAGGCCCGGGAAUCGAACCUGUGGGCAACAUCGCCAACAAAGCCACCUACUUUGACAUCUACACUGCAGGCGCCGGCACCGGAGACAUUUCAGCCAUGAUCAGAGACCCUCAGGGCCGCCAGAACACUGUGGAGGUGAUGAUGGAGGAUAAGGGCGACAGCAUGUACCGCUGCACCUACCGACCCACCCAGGCCGGACCGCAUGCUGUCACCGUCACCUUCGGAGGGGUGGGAGUCCCCAAGAGCCCCUUCAGCGUAGACGUGGGACCAGCCUGCAUGCCAGGGGCGUGUCGGGCGACGGGUCGGGGUCUCCAGCCGUCUGGGCUGAGGGUGAAACAGGUCGGAGAUUUCAAGGUGGACACCAGGAACGCCGGCAGUGGAGACCUGAAGGUGCUCGUCAAAGGACCCAAGGGCAUCGAAGAGCCAGUGAAGCACAUCUCCAGUCAGGACGGUGUGUUCUCGUAUGAGUAUUACCCCAACAGCCCGGGGAAAUACACCGUCUCCAUCACCUGGGGGGGUCAGCACAUCCCGAAGAGUCCCUUUGACGUCGUGGUUGGUCAGGAGGCAGGGCCUCAGCAGAUCCGGGCCUGGGGUCCUGGCUUGGAGGGAGGUGUGGUAUGUGAACCUGCCAGCUUUGUGGUGGAGUCCAUCGGCACUGAUGUGGGAGUGUUGGGUUUUGCCAUUGAAGGACCUUCACAGGCCAAAAUCGAGUGUGAGGACCAAAACGACGGGUCGUGUGACGUCCGUUACUGGCCAACAGAACCUGGCGAAUAUGCCGUCCACGUGACCUGCGAUGAGGAGGACAUCGAGCACAGCCCCUUCAUGGCUUAUAUCGUCCCUAACAACGGCAGCCACCCAGAUAAGGUUCAGGCAUACGGGCCGGGGCUUGAGAAGAGCGGCUGCCUGGUCAACCAACCUGCUGAGUUCACUGUCAAUGCUAAGGAUGCUGGGAAAGGAUCACUGAAGGUCACAGCUCAGGAUGCAGAAGGGCUUCCUGUGGAGGUGAAGGUGAGGAGUAAAGGCGAUGGGAUGUACAGCUGCUCCUACACACCCAGCUCUCCCCUCAAACACACCGUGGCCGUGGCCUGGGCAGGAGUCAGCAUCCACAACAGCCCCUUCAGGGUGAACGUAGGGAAAGGCAGCCACCCCAACAUGGUGAAGGUGUUCGGUCCUGGAGUGGAGAGGAGUGGACUGAAGGCCAACGAGCCGACACACUUCACUGUGGACUGUUCAGGAGCUGGAGACGGUGAUGUCAGCGUGGGCAUCAAGUGUGACGCCAACAUGGUCGGUGACAAAGAGGCUGACGUGGACUUUGACAUCAUCCCCAACGCCAACGACACGUUCACGGUCAAAUACAUCCCUCCUGCUGCUGGAAGACUCACAGUCAAAGUCCUGUUCACUGACAAGGAGGUUCCACAGAGCCCCUUCAGCAUUAAAGUCGAUCCUUCUCAUGAUGCAUCAAAGGUGAAAGCAGAAGGUCCUGGACUGGCUCGCACUGGUGUAGAGAGCGGGAAGCCGACUCAUUUCACAGUGUUGACUAAAGGAGCUGGUAAAGCACCACUGGACGUUUCCUUCUCGUCUCCCGUAAAAGACUUUGACAUCAUCGACAACUACGACUACUCUCAGACGGUCAAGUACACACCUGGGCUGCAGGGGGAGAUGACCAUCGUGGUGAAGUUUGGGGGGGAUCCCAUCACCAAGAGCCCCUUCACGGUCGGAGUCGCUGCCCCACUGGACCUCAACAAGGUCACCGUGGACAACCUGGAUGGACGAGUGGAGGUGGAUCAGGAGCAGCAGUUUCUGGUGGAUACCAAGGGUGCAGGAGGCCAGGGUCAACUGGAGGUGGCGGUGCUGAGUCCCAGGCAGCGGGCCGUACCGUGUAAAGUGGAGGCUCAGCCUGGUAAAGCAGACGUCAGCCGGGUGCGCUACACCCCCACAGAGGAGGGGGUGUAUUCUGUCAACGUGUCCUACGACGGACACCCGGUCCCUGGGAGCCCCUUCCCUGUGGAGGCCCAGCUGCCUCCAGACCCCAGCAAGGUGAAGGCGUUUGGUCCCGGUCUGAAGGGAGGUUUGGUUGGGAAUCCAGCUGAGUUCACCAUCGACACCAAAGGCGCCGGCACCGGAGGUCUGGGUCUGACAGUGGAGGGGCCAACCGAGGCCAAACUCGAAUGUUCUGAUAACGGCGAUGGGACCUGCUCUGUCUCCUACCUGCCCACUGAACCUGGAGACUACCUGGUUAACAUUCAGUUUGAGAAUGUCCACAUCCCCGGCUCACCGUUCAGAGCCCACAUCCAGAUGCCUUUUGAUCCCUCCAAGGUGGUGGCCUCAGGGUCUGGUCUGAAGAGAGGCAAGGUUGGAGAGACCAGCGUUGUGAAUGUGGACUGUUCUCAGGCCGGACCAGGCCAGCUGAGCCUGGAGGCGGCCCUGGACUCCCCUCCAUCCAGCCCUACUGGCUCUGCACCGGGCUCAGGUGUGAAAGCAAAGACGGAUGUGAUUGACAACAAAGACGGGACCUACACGGUGACUUACAUCCCCCUCACCUCCGGCAUGUACACCCUGCUGCUGAAGUAUGGAGGAAAGACUGUGCCUGGUUUCCCUGCCAAAGUGAAGGUGGACCCUGCUGUGGACACCUCCAAAGUCAAAGUGUUUGGACCUGGAGUGGAGGGACAAGCUGUUUUCUUAGAAGCCACCACAGAUUUCACUGUGGACGCCCGUCCUCUGACUCCACGAGGAGGAGACCACGUGAAGGUGAACGUCAGGAACCCGUCUAAAGCCAUGACGGACUGCGUGGUUACCGACAAUGCCGACGGGACUUACAGUGUCGAGUACACUCCUUUUGAGAAGGGUGUCCACAGUGUCCAGGUUCUGUAUGACGACACUCCGGUUCCCAACAGCCCGUUCAGGGUUUCUGUGUCAGAGGGAUGCUUGGCCAGUCGGGUGGUGGCUACCGGCCCUGGGCUCCAAACAGGCCUGACCGAGCAGCCCAACCACGUCAGCGUCGUCACCAGAGGGGCAGGUAUUGGCAACCUGGGCAUCACUGUGGAGGGUCCAUCAGAGUCUAAGAUGUCCUGCAUAGACAACAAAGAUGGCAGCUGCAGUGUUGAGUACAUUCCUUACAAGCCUGGCCUCUACGACGUCAACAUCACCUACGGAGGAGAACAUAUCCCAGGAAGUCCAUUUAAGGUCCCAGUGAAGGAUGUGGUGGACCCCACUAAGGUCAAGGUGUCUGGUCCUGGACUGGGGUCAGGGGUCAGGGCCAACAUACCACAAUCCUUCAGGGUGGACUGCAGGAAGGCAGGUGUGGCCCCACUGGCUGUGGCGGUCACUGGUCCUAAAGGCAUAGCAGAGCCCACAGAGGUGACCGACAACGGGGACGGGACUCACACCGUGUCUUACACUCCUUCUGUGGAAGGACCGUACUCUGUAGCUGUCAAGUAUGGAGACGAAGACGUCCUCAGCAGUCCCUUCAAGUUUCAGGUUCUACCUCAACACGAUGCCAGCAAAGUUCGUGCCCGCGGCCCCGGGCUAACCAGUGGUGUACCCGCCAGCUUUCCGGUUGAGUUCAAUAUUGACGCCAAAGAUGCCGGCCAGGGCCAACUGAACGUGCUCAUUACAGAUGAGGAUGGCGUCCCUAAGCAGCCUACUAUUCACGAUAACGGUGACGGCACAUAUCGGGUGUCUUACAUCCCCGACCGUGCAGGCCGCUACACCAUUUCUAUAAAAUACGGCGGUGACAACAUCCCUGCAUCGCCCUACAAGGUCCGCGCCACGGCAACUGGAGAUGCCAGCAAAUGCAUCGUCACUGGUCCAGGCGUGGGUCCCACGGUGGCCAUUGGCAAGGAGCUGGGCCUGGUGGUGAACACUAAGGGUGCUGGGAAGGGGAAGGUGAACUGCGUGGUGGUUCAGCCCGACGGCAGCGAGGUGGAGGCUGAAGUGGUGGAGAACGAAGAUGGCACUUUUGACAUCUUCUACACCGCACCAGCUCCUGGGAACUACGCUAUCUACAUCCGUUUUGGAGGGAAAAACAUCCCAUGCAGUCCCUUCAACGUCAUGGCUACUGAUGAGGUACCCAUGAUGAAAGAGCAGACGUCUCUACAGCAACAGGCCGCUCCCCCCGGAGCUGGCUUCCAACCAUGGGUCAUAUCAGACAAGUACGGCAGCGGCAUCAACGGCAGCGGCUUCAGACCGUUUGACAUGGUCAUACCGUUCUCCUUGAGGAAAGGAGACGUCACCGGUGAGGUGUUGAUGCCUUCAGGUAAAUCUGCUCCACCACUCAUCACAGACAACCAGGAUGGGACGGUCACAGUGCAAUACUCUCCUACUGAGGCCGGCCUGCAUGAAAUGCACAUCAAAUACAACGGCACUCAUAUCCCAGAGUCUCCCCUUCAGUUCUACGUGAAUCACGCCAAUCGUCACAACGUCAUUGCCUACGGUCCUGGUCUGAGCUACGGCGUUGCCAACAAGACCGCCACCUUCACCGUCUACACAGAGGAUGCCCCCGAGGGAGGUCUGGACUUGGCCGUUGAAGGUCCAUCCAAAGCAGAGAUAACCUGUGUGGACAACAAAGACGGGUUAUGCAACGUGUCCUACCUGCCCACGCUGCCCGGAGACUACAACAUCCACGUCAGAUACAACGAUGAGCACAUUUCUGGCAGCCCCUUCAGCGCCAGGAUCGUCGAGGACAGCACACGGCGCUCUCAGGUCAAACUGGGCUCUGCAGCAGAUUUCUCUCUGGACAUCAGUGAGACGGACCUCAGCCUGCUGACGGCCAGCAUCAGGGCGCCCUCUGGACGUGACGAGCCCUGUCUGCUGAAGAGAAUGGCAAACAACCACAUCGGUAUAUCCUUCAUCCCCCGGGAGGUCGGGGAACACCAGGUCAGCAUCCUGAAGAACGGCUAUCACGUCGCCAACAGUCCCAUCACCAUCAUGGUCGUCCAGUCUGAGAUCGGCGACCCCAGCCGAGUCAGAGUUUAUGGCGACGGCGUGGUCCAGGGAACCACCUUCAACAACUCCAGCUUUGUGGUCGACACACGGGACGCUGGUUUUGGUGCUCUGGCUCUGGCCAUCGAAGGUCCCAGUAAGGUGGAAAUCCAGACAGAGGACCUGGAGGACGGUACCUGUGGAGUCACCUACUGUCCUACUGAACCUGGAAACUACAUCGUCUCAGUCCGCUUCUCUGAGGAACACGUCCCAGGAAGUCCGUUCUCAGUGCGUGUGACUGGCGAAGGUCGCAUCCGGGAGAGCAUCACCAGACGACAGAAGGCGGCAUCUGUGGCCAGUGUGGGGAGUGUGUGUGACCUCAGCCUGAAAAUACCAGCGAUCGACAUGAAGGACGUCACGGCUGAGGUCACGUCACCCUCUGGAGCCAGUCAGCCGGCUGAGCUGGUUGCCAUGGGCAACGACACCUACGCUGUGCGCUUCGUCCCCACAGAGAUGGGCGUGCACAGCGUGAGUGUAAAGUACAGGGGCGUGCACGUGCCUGGAAGUCCCUUCCAGUUCACUGUGGGGCCACUGGGGGAGGGCGGGGCCACCAAGGUGAGAGCAGGAGGUCCAGGACUGGAGGGAGCAAAGGCUGGAGAGCCAGCAGAGUUCAGCAUCUGGGCCAGAGAGGCGGGAGCUGGAGGUCUGUCCAUCGCUGUGGAGGGACCCAGCAGGGCAGAGAUCGACUUUGACGACCGUAAAGACGGAUCCUGUGGCAUCUCCUACAUCGCUCAAGAGCCUGGUGAUUACGAGAUUUCUGUCAAGUUUAAUGAGCAGCACAUCCCUGACAGCCCCUACCUGGUUCCUGUGGUCGCUCCAGUCAACGAUGCCCGUCGUCUCUCUGUUGCCGGUCUUCAGGAGUCUGGUCUGAAGGUGAAUCACCCAGCAUCCUUUGCGGUGUCUCUGAACGGAGCGCAGGGCAAGAUGGACGCCCAAGUCCACAGCCCCUCUGGAGCUGUGCAGAAGUGUGUCGUCUCAGAGCUGGAAAGAGACAAAUACGCCGUCCGCUUUAUACCCCGGGAGAACGGCAUCCACACCAUCGAUGUCAAGUUCAACGGCUCUCACAUCCCAGGAAGUCCUUUCCAGGUGCGAGUUGGAGAACCAGGACAGACUGGAGAGCCCAGCCUGGUGUCGGCGUAUGGAGCUGGACUGGAGAGAGGCACGACAGGUACCCAGUCAGAGUUCAUCAUUAACAACACGAAGGCGGGCCCUGGCACCUUAGCCGUGACCAUCGAGGGUCCGUCCAAUGUGAAGAUGGAGUGCCAGGAGGUUCCAGAGGGCUUCAAGGUGCUGUACACUCCCAUGGCACCUGGAAACUACCUGAUCAGCAUCAAAUAUGGAGGACCUAACCACAUCACUGACAGCCCCUUCAAGGCCAAAGUCACAGGUCCUCGCCUUGUAAAUGUGACAAAUGCGAGCCAGACGUCAACCCUGAUGGUGGAUCCGGCGGUUCGGGCAUCCAGCAGCAGCUUCACUCAGAGUGCCAUGCCCAGACCGGCCGACUCCGAUGCCAGCAAGGUGCUGAGCCGAGGAGCCGGACUCAGCAAGGCCUUCGUGGGUCAGAGGAGCAGCUUCUCUGUCGACUGCAGCAAAGCUGGUAAGAACAUGCUCCUGGUGGGCGUGUACGGUCCUCAGGUCCCCUGUGAGGAGGUUCUGGUCAAACAUUUGGGAAACCUGCAGUACAACGUCAGCUACGUGCUGAAGGAGCGGGGCAGCUACAUGCUGGUGGUCAAAUGGGGCGAUGACCACAUUCCAGGUUCCCCCUUCCAUGUCGCCGUUCCUUGAUGCUGUCACUCCUCCUGCUCCGUUCUACAUCCCAGUUAAAGUGGACACUUCAGCUGCACUACAAACAACUGUCCAACAAACAAGCUGCUCAGCUGCUUCAUCUACUAACUUUGUAAAAAUCUGAUGUUUUAAAGAUUUUCUACCUUCCACAACUGAUUCGCAUGUUGAAAUGUUUCUCAAACUGCCCUUAAUAGAGGAAAUCAAGUGUCAAAUUCUAAAAGCAUUGAAGAGUAGCGUAAAUAAACACAUCACUUAAUGUAAACUUGGUACUUUGUUGUAGUAAAUCAUGGAAGACAUACAGCUGGAGAGAGAGGUUUAACCUAUUCAUUAUUACUACCCUGAAAUGUUUUAAUUAGAAAAACUUUACAGUUGAUAUUUUUCAUACUUAAUUGGCCGAUUAAAGAUGCUAUUUUUACACAAGUAUUUGUUUCCAGAAUGUGAAACUGGAUUCAGAAAAGGUUUAGACUGAAAUAAGUAAGGUCAAACCUUUCAAAUGUAACUGGAAUUCUAUUAUACAGCACUUUCCUUCAGUACAACAGUGCCAGGAAUAAAGUAAAGAAUUCUGUGAGGUUUCUUCAGGUUUGAUUGUGUUUGAGGGAGCCAUAUGAGCCGCUGCCAUAGGGAACCAGCCAAUAAUAACCAGAUCUAUGCAGCAACUGUUUUUUGCAAAGCGCUGUGAAUGAAAAAGUGACUAAACAUCUCAAUGAAAAGAACUGGAGUUCUGUCAGUGUGACAUUCAGUGUUUACGAACAGGAAGCAUCAAACUGUAUGAAACUACUGAUGUUUGUUGUUGAUUUCUUGCUCUUGACCUGUAGCUACCAGAAUCCCAGUACUUACUGCUGCCAUAAUGAACCGACGGCUGGUAAAGCUGCCUUCACACUACUGUCUCCUGCACUGUUCAACAGACUACUCCAUGUUGUGCUAGAGUUUUGGCUUCACUGUUAUUCUCUGUUGUCUCUUCCUGGAUUUUCACAUAAACAGAUCUGACUUAGUUGCUCAGUUCUAGUCUGCCUGGACAGAAGAUGCUGGAUGAACCAGAUUUAAUGUGAUAAUAAAGAGCGUAUGAUGAUCCAUGAGUGAUGCACACAAUCUUCCAUACACAUCACUGCAUAAAACAUUUAAAAAAAAACACUCAAUCAGAUAGAAACUGGAAAAUGAGGUCAGACUUUCAGUUUGUGUGUGAAUCUUGAAGAAAUGAUGUCUUACCGAUUUGUUUUUCCUCAUCACUGCUCCUUUUGAUACUUAAGGGAUGAGAGGGUUUUUGUAUGGGGUGAGAAAUGCUUUUCAUUUUGUAUUGAGGGAAUGGGCUGUGCUACGUGAAACGAAACCCUGAGAUGAUGUACAUUUGAUAAUUAAAAUCAACUGGAAUUCA
Amphiprion ocellaris (clown anemonefish) is the source of this 9353-nucleotide messenger RNA. It is a transcript of the gene flnba, whose product is annotated as filamin-B. Gene Ontology annotation, molecular function: actin filament binding. The record is from RefSeq and is a predicted model, not a curated record. The transcript has 49 exons. Gene Ontology annotation, biological process: actin cytoskeleton organization. NCBI's taxonomy places the organism in Eukaryota, Metazoa, Chordata, Actinopteri, Pomacentridae. Bases 146 to 7981 code for a protein of 2611 amino acids.